ACAUUAUUUAUGAACAUUUUGCAGAAUAAUUCUUCACCGUUAUAUUGUUUGUGGGUUUUUUGACGACAAUAGGUGCACGUGGCGUUAUUAAUGUCUUCGUCUGAUUCUGUGUUGAAACUCGUCGUGUCAGUUCAUCAAUCUGUGUGACAGACAGGUAGUGGAUUUACUGUAUGGCUAGUUUAUUAUAACAUAUGUCUAAUUGUUGAUAACUAUAAACUAUAUAAACAGCACUGUGGAAUGAAGAAGGGAUUUUAGAACACUCUCGUAAUGAAUAUCUAAUAAGUAAAGCACAGCUACACGACCACCAGAAUAUAGUUAUGGGUGCCCUGACGCGCAUACGUAGCGCUUUAUUAAUUUUGCUGGGUGCCGUCCUGACCAUUACAUUCCAAUACAUGUCAAGAUCUACUAUGGGAAUAACUAAUGUUUUCAUGUCCAAAGAACGUCAAAUAAAAACGACAAAUUUAACUAAUUCGAAUGUAGUAACUAUGGCUAUUCCACUGAUUGUUGCAAGUAAAUCACAAAAAUCUAAAGUAACCACUUCCGCGCGAACAACUGCGGAGAUUUUGCGCUGGAAUUCUACAAGGUGGUCCGAGUGGAACAAUUUCUGUAGUGGCCCUAUUCAAUUUGAUUCAGCGAGUUUACGGACUCCUGCCGGAAGCCUGAACAUUUUUAUACACGAUAUUAAAGUUGAUCGGUGGGUUUCUGGUUCAAUUAAAAAGCAUGGUGUAUGGGAAAGGGAUAUAAUGAAUCUUAUACAUCAUUACUUGGCGAGUGAUACAGAUUUAAAUCUCCUAGAUAUUGGCUCACACAUUGGCCAAUUCUCAUUAUUGGCGGGAAAAAUGGGAAGAAUGGCGAUAGCUGUUGAUCCGUUACAAGAGAAUGUUUUACGUUUAUGUAAAUCCAUCGAAUUAAAUAACUAUAACUCGUUGGUCAAAGUAUUUUAUGUAGCUUUGUCCGAUUCCAGGAAAAAAGUUACGUUUAUAAAAGACCCUGGAAAUAUCGGUGGGACUAGAGUUCAUCCUGUAAAUGCAUCAAGUGGAACGUCUUUCAAUCCAAAUAUUAUUGAUACAGUAUUUUUAGAUGAUUUAUUACCUUUAAUACCAUUUAAAAAGGCUUUUAUGAAAAUGGACGUGGAAUCGCACGAAAACAGUGUAUUAAAAGGGGGUAAUAACUUUUUUGCUACGUUAGACAUUCCUUAUGUUCUUAUGGAGUGGUUUCAACACGUCAAAAAUCCUGUAUCAGCCAUUGAAAUUAUUAACUUUAUGACACUUCACAAGUAUAAACCAUAUUUAGUUAAUACUAACUCAAAUCCUUUAGAUAUUAAUGAUUAUAAAAGAUGGCCAACAAAUGUUUUAUGGAAAAAGUAAAGUUAUAUUUUAUUGUUA
Messenger RNA from Patella vulgata (common limpet), 1385 nucleotides. RefSeq lists its product as uncharacterized. NCBI's taxonomy places the organism in Eukaryota, Metazoa, Mollusca, Gastropoda, Patellidae. The transcript is spliced from 2 exons. Bases 318 to 1367 code for a protein of 349 amino acids. The record is from RefSeq and is a predicted model, not a curated record.